CUACAUCGGGCUUUGCCCUCAGAAGACAAUAAACAGGAUUUAAAAAAAAGACGACACGUUCCGGGACAUAGAUUAAGAACAGAAUCGCAUCGAACGGGCCACUUGCGCCAUACGGUGCUACUAAGUGCGACUUAAGCUAUUUUUACCGAUAAAAUAUCGCAUGUCAUACAUACGCUAUCGUGCCGCACUGACUGCACAGACAUCUCACGCUCCUUUCUUUCCUCUUGUUCUCUGAGAGCCGUACUGGAGACAUGGCAGACCCAAAGGUUUGGUUUAUUACUGGUGUAUCGUCAGGGUUCGGGAGAUCAAUGACUGAACUAUUGCUCAACAAGGGCGAUAAAGUCAUAGCGACUCUUCGCCGUCCUGAUGCUCUAUCUGAUUUAUCAGCACAAUUCCCAUCCUCCCAGCUCUUAGUCCUUCAGCUUGACGUGACGAACAGCGCGGAAGUAUCAGCCGCGUUUGCAAGAGCAAAAGAAGCUUUUGGAAGGAUCGAUGUUGUGUUUAAUAAUGCAGGUCAAUGUGUAACAGGAGAGUUAGAGUCCUUGAGCGAGGAAGAGGCCCGUCAGAUGUUCGAAGUAAAUUUCUGGGGUGCUAUGCAUGUGAGCAAGGAGGCGGUGAAGUUCUUCCGAGAAAUGAACAAGCCAAUUGGUGGGAGACUGUUGCAGGUCUCGUCAAGGUUGGGAUUGGUAGGCGGCCCUGCGAAUGCCUUCUACAGCGCAUCAAAAUUUGCACUAGAAGGUCUGAGCGAGUCCUUGGCAUCAGAACUGGAUCCUGCGUGGAACAUAAAGGUCACAAUAAUCGAGCCAGGUCCAUUUCGUACCAAGAUAUUCAAAGAGAACCGACGCGUAGCUUCCCAGCACCCUGCGUACGCCAAUCCUGACUUGCCCAGUUCCCAGGCUCGGCAAUUCAUGGCGUCGGAUAAGAUCGAUGGAGAUGCAGACAAGGCAGUGGUGGCCAUUGAGAAGCUAACCCACCUCGAUGAUGUUCCUAUGCGCCUGCCACUGCACAGAAGAGUCGUUGCUUCAACAAGGGAUAAAAUCAAGAGCCUGACUGAGGAUGUGAAUAACUUUGAAAGUUGGUCCGAAGAUCUUUACCUUUAACAUACAUGUAGUGUAGCCAGCAGUUUUGGUACUCGUUCGAAUGUAUUUUGUACACAUUCAUGCAAUAAUCGCUCGAUUUUCUUUUAUGUAGGGACUGCUGCCUCUGUCAGAGAAUGAGCACUUUAAGUUAUUCCUGUACCCUCUUAUAGAGUACAGGUAUGGGGAAAUUUUUCUGUCAUCCCGAUGAUACUGGUUCAUGCC
Suillus subaureus is the source of this 1301-nucleotide messenger RNA. RefSeq lists its product as uncharacterized. Bases 252 to 1100 code for a protein of 282 amino acids. NCBI's taxonomy places the organism in Eukaryota, Fungi, Basidiomycota, Agaricomycetes, Boletales, Suillaceae. Gene Ontology annotation, molecular function: oxidoreductase activity. The record is from RefSeq and is a predicted model, not a curated record. The transcript has 6 exons.